Molecule: messenger RNA, 158 nt
Organism: Racocetra persica
Lineage: Eukaryota; Fungi; Glomeromycota; Glomeromycetes; Diversisporales; Gigasporaceae
Source: the annotation of a GenBank genome assembly
AUGGUGAUGGCGAACAUUCCUUUGAAAAAAGUAAAUUAUCUACGUCCAUUUUUGCAAAAAUACUGCCAUGAAGGAGGAUCAAUUCCACAAGCACCAACUCUUCGACAAGUUUAUUUACCUGAUAUUUUUGAUGAUCAUAUUUUAAAGCUUAAGGAUUU